AAAAAGAAAAGAAAAUAAAAAAAAUUCCAAAACUAGCCCUAAAACAAAAGCUCCAACCCAAAACCCCCUAAAAAACCCUAGAAAUACCAAAAGCUCUUCAACACGGAAGAAAUUAAGAACAGUGGCAAAUUGCAGACGAAUAUGGUACUUGGGCUCAGACAAUUCACCGACAGAAGAGGAGACGGUGCUGGAGAACCCGUUCUCGAUACCGACAAUGGCGAGGAGCUGAUGCACGUCCAGCCUGGGGUUGCCAUCGUCAUAGGCAAUCGUUCGCCGGAGUCUCAUGGCACUCUCUAUAUCUCCACCAAGAAAGUGGUAUGGUUGAGUGAUGUGGAUAGGGCAAAAGGAUAUUCUGUUGAUUUCUUGAAUCUGUCGCUGCACGCAGUUUCAAGGGAUCCUGAGGCUUACUCGUCUCCUUGCAUUUAUACUCAGAUUGAGACAGAAGAUGGUGAAAAUGAGUCGGAUGGUUCAGAUUCAGAAAGCAGUGAGAUCUUGGACCUAUCAAAAAUCACAGAGAUGCGGCUUGUUCCAUCAGAUCCCAGCCAGUUGGAUACUCUGUUUCAGAUAUUCUGUGAAUGUGCCGAGUUAAAUCCUGAACCAGUUGAUGAGGCUGAAGAAGAGGGGCACAAUUGGGUUUUUAGUGCUGAUCAGAUGGUAGAUGACACUGCAGAGUUGGAAGAUUCAGAAUGUUAUUUCUCUCAAAAUCCAACAAGCUCAAUUGGUCAUUCAAAUGGGGAUCAUGAUGUAGCUCGUAGAGUGCUUGAGCUUCAAAUCAAUGAUCAACGGUUUGAAGAUCCAGAAGAGAUGGAGCAUGGAAGUGACGGUGGCCAUCAGUGAACUUGCAUUGCUGGGGUUUCUAAUAAUUCUUCAACUGCUAGACAUUUCUUACUGUGUAAAAUUUUGUUCUGUCUCUAAAUAUCGGAUAGGUUUCAGAACUGCAAUGUUGUUUUGUAGUGUCUUCUAACAAUUUGUGCGUGUCUUGUUGAGACUCUUAAUGCAGAAGUAAACAUGUACUGGUUAAUCAGAUUUAAUUAUUAUCAACAUUGAUAAAAAAUUUGACGUGCAUCUUUCUGUUCAA
Messenger RNA from Jatropha curcas, 1078 nucleotides. Its product is annotated as nucleotide-sensitive chloride conductance regulator (ICln) family protein. Gene Ontology annotation, biological process: mRNA cis splicing, via spliceosome; cell volume homeostasis; spliceosomal snRNP assembly. Gene Ontology annotation, cellular component: spliceosomal complex; pICln-Sm protein complex; plasma membrane. The record is from RefSeq and is a predicted model, not a curated record. NCBI's taxonomy places the organism in Eukaryota, Viridiplantae, Streptophyta, Magnoliopsida, Malpighiales, Euphorbiaceae.